GUCGGAACCCGAGCCCAACGUCUCGCAAAGCCUUAAACCCCCGACCCGAGCCAGUCUCUCUCUCUCGUCUCACUCUCACCCGGCCGCCACUCUCUUCCAAUUCCAUCCAGCCGUUUCCACCCCACCCCAAUUCCAUUCCAUUUCGUUUCAUUUCCACCCCCUCCGUUCUCCUCCCCCCGAUUCCGAUUUCGAUUCGAUUUGAAACAGGGGCAAGAAAUGCACGACCGAUCCCACAAUCCGCAGCCGGCGGAGGCCGGCGCCGGCAACGGCGGGGCGGCCGGCGAGGGGGGCGGUGGCGGGAACGUGGAUCGGGUGCUCUUCAAGAACCUCGUCGAGAUGGUGCCCCUCGUCGAGUCGCUAAUGGACCGGAGGGUGAACCCGUCCUACUCGCGCCGCGCCUCGCUCGUCUACACGCCGGCGCCGGCCAAGAAGGCGAGCGAUUUGAAGAGCGUGAAGUCGCCACAGAGUGUGUCCGCGAAAAAACGGAGAGACCCUGGUGAUGCAGCCAAGAAAAGUACCCCGGACUCCAAUGGUGAGAAUGGCUCGGUUUCGCCAUUGUCUCUGUCGGGUGCAGAAAAUAAACCCAAGGAUGAGAUUGCUGUCCUGCGCGAGCAGAUUGAUGACCUGCAGAAGAAAUUGCUCGAGAAGGAGGAGGCCCUGAGGUACGCGGAGAACUCAGUGAAUGAGAUGAAUGUGGCAUACGCGACCAUUGAUGAGCUAAGGCGCCAGGUGGCUGAGCAAGAAGCUCUGAUCAGAUCUACCAAUUCUCAGUUGCAUGAUGCAAAGAUUAUGCUUGCGGACAAACAAGCGUCUUUAGAGAAACUGGAGUGGGAGGUGAAGACGUCAAAUAAAAAGGUUGAAGAUCUUCAAGGAGAUAUGUCCAAUAUGGAAUUCGAGAUAAGUUCAUUGAUGGCGUUAUUUGAAAAAGUUUCGGAAAAUGUUUCAGGCGACUGUUAUGAUGGUAGUAUACCAUCAUCAUAUGAACUAGAGGCACUUCAAUCGACGAGCGAAAUUGACAAGAUUGAGGUCGAGAAGAUAGAGCAAGAAAGGAUUACAUAUGCUGAAGCUCUCGCGGCUGCGAGAGAGAACCCUAAUGAGGAGCGCCUGAAUUUAGCUGCCGAGGCACGGUCAAGGCUGCAGGUCCUUGUACUAUAAUGCUCCUUCUGAUUGUAAGUGUAUGUAUGAUAAUGUUGAACUGCUGAUGUAAUUGUAAGUGUUGGCUUGAGUUGAGGUGCUUGUGGAAUCGCUCUGGUGGUGAUGGAUUAAGCACCACCAGAGGUGAUGGAUUAAGCACUGGAAAGUGACUGUUGUUCUAUUUUGUAAUCAUAUUUAUUCAGUUUUGAGUCCUGCAUUGUUCAUUAUGAAAUUUCAGCUGUAGUUUAGAA
Molecule: messenger RNA, 1385 nt
Organism: Setaria italica (foxtail millet)
Lineage: Eukaryota; Viridiplantae; Streptophyta; Magnoliopsida; Poales; Poaceae
Product: protein MICROTUBULE BINDING PROTEIN 2C
Exons: 5
Coding region: 217-1155 (312 amino acids)
Biological process (GO): plasmodesmata-mediated intercellular transport
Molecular function (GO): microtubule binding
Source: RefSeq, a predicted model, not a curated record